This is a messenger RNA of Trifolium pratense (red clover), 1462 nucleotides long. Its product is annotated as glucan endo-1,3-beta-glucosidase 12-like. Gene Ontology annotation, biological process: carbohydrate metabolic process. Gene Ontology annotation, cellular component: plasma membrane. Lineage: Eukaryota; Viridiplantae; Streptophyta; Magnoliopsida; Fabales; Fabaceae. The record is from RefSeq and is a predicted model, not a curated record. The transcript has a single exon. Bases 96 to 1232 code for a protein of 378 amino acids. Gene Ontology annotation, molecular function: hydrolase activity, hydrolyzing O-glycosyl compounds.
AAUAAUAAUCGCGCCAAACAAACUCUAUAAUAUCUCACUAACGUAACUAACUCAGUAACCAAUUCUUCACUCACCGUUGCAAAAUCUCUCUCACCAUGUUUAACACCUUCAGUUUCUCUCUCUACCUUCUCCUCUCUCUCCUCCUAACAACCACCGCCACUUCCCUCCCUACAAUCGGCAUCACAUAUUCAACCACCACCACUCAAUCCCCAACACCACCACCACAACCACCACAAGAACGCAUCACCACCGCAAUGCAAAAUCUCAAACUCACUUCCCUCCGUCUCGAAGAACCAAAUCCAACCAUCAUCCGAAGUCUUCUCUACACCAACAUCUCUCUCUUCCUCACCAUUCCAAAUUACAUGGUUACCCCUAUCGCUAACAAUCGUUCAAUCGCACGUGCAUGGAUCUACACUCACGUGCUUCCUUUCUACCCUCGCGCCAAAAUCACCACCAUCUCCGUCGGUAACGCUUUUCACGACGUGUAUCCAGAAUCCAUCAACAAUCUUCUCCCUGCAAUCACAAACGUACACGUGUCACUCCGUGAUCUCGGUAUUCGUAAGAUUUCUGUUUCAACUUCUUUUUCCUUCGUUACAACCGUUUCUUAUCCGUUUCCACCGUCUUCCGCCACUUUUCAAGAACCUCCCGGCGUUAACCUAAUCGGUCCUUUACUUCAAUUCUUGAGCGAUACAAAUUCUUCGUUCUUGAUUAAUCUUUACCCUUACAAUCUUUACCGUUUACAACCGGCGAUUCCUCUCGGAGUCGCACUUUUUGAAGAGCAUCCGUUUAAUUUCCGUGACGAUUUCACUACCGGAGUUCGUUACCGGAAUUUGUUUGACAUUAUGGUUGACUCUGUCGUUAGUGCAAUGGCUUUCGCCGGAUACGAAACGAUUCCGGUUAUUGUUACUGAAACGGGAUGGCCUAGCGCCGGGAAUGAGCUUGACGCGAAUCCAGGUUAUGCGGAGGUUUAUCUGAGGGGAUUGGUGAAGCAUUUGAAGUCCGGUGCCGGAACGCCGUUGUUGAAAGAAGGAGUGAAAGCGGUUUAUCUUUACGAGCUGUUUGAUAAAGACGGAUCGGGUCGAAAUUGGGGAAUUUUGUACCCGAAUGGUUCAACGAAGUAUCGAAUUGAUUUCUCUGAAGCUUCACGUUCGUAUUUGAUGAAUUGGAUUAACGUGGCUUUGAUUUUGGCGUUGAUCGUCGUUGAGGUUUGUUGCAUGGUUAUUGUUCAUUAGAGUUUUUGUUAAGUUUCUGUUAAUGUUGUUUUAGAUUUUGGGAUUAGUCACUAAUACUAAGUGAUUACUGGUUAAUUACUGGAGAGAGUUGGAUUAAAAUCUUCAUUGUGGUGUAUUCUAAUUUUUUUUUUUUUUUUUAUGUUUCCAAAUAUUACUACCAAAAUGCCCGUAUUAUAUUUUUGAUGAAUGUUAAUGGUUCAUUUUUGUUUAAUCCAAAAGAAUUAUUAUUA